AUGAAGCUGUCCGUGAAGACGCUCAAGGGCUUCCAGUUCGAGAUCGAAGUGAAGCCAGAGGACACGGUAUGCUGCCUCAGCGCUCACCGGGGAUGAAAUCCGUGCUUAAUUUGUUUCAUCCGUUGCCGUCCUAGACGGUGGUCGCGGCUCUCUUAACGGGGGAAAUAUGCGGCUUCUUGGCGUUGGCGGCAUUGUGAUUUGCUUGAUUCCUUGGGUCUCAUUGCCAUUGGGAGGUUCUUGAGGGAAAGGAGGUGGUAUUAGGCUUCAGAGUUGAUUUAUGGCGAGGUGAUUAGAGAGCAUUGCUUUUGGAUGUUGUAGUUCUUGUCGGAUCUAUCCGUAGGUCUUUGUUUAGUUGUUACACUUUCGGAUGAACCGAAAGUGGUACACCGAAAAUAUAUCUUGAAUUUCGCGUCUAAAACACUUUUAACUGUGGAAUAAUGUUUUACUCUAAAAUUAGUUGCGAAAGUGCUCAUGGCUUGGCUGACAGAAACACUCAAAUCUUGGACUGCAGAAUCUCUUCACGUACCAUAUGCUGAAAUGGUAGGGUGGCAUGACAUUUGUGUACUGGAGUCUGGUUCAGGCCCACAGGGCUCAGAUGAUCCAUUUAAACACAAUGCAGAUUAAUCUCACAUUCUGUGCUGACUAUCUGAAGCUGAGAUGACGGGGGAAUUUGGUGUACGUACACACUGGAUUCAGGUUAAGCCAGUGUGUGUACACACUGGAUUCCUCAAGCAUUCAAACCCUUAAGUUUGGACUAUUGAAGUUCUUGAGCUGCCUAAAGUUUGGUUUCAGGUCAUGUAACACGGAGACAUGAUCGUCCUCAUUUAUCCUAAAGUUUCAUGCUGAAAUUGAUAUCUAUUCAUCUGCUCCAUUAACUCCUGCCACGGUGCACAAUGUCUUUUCUAUGUUCUCCAAUCUAAGGCCCUGAGUACCACUGCAUGAUGAUGAGGGAGAUGCAUUAUAUUUUGUAUUCUUAGUACCAUGGGAAGGCUUGUAAUCUAAGCAUUUAUUUUUCGUUUCCCAUGGUGUUGCACGAGAAAGGCUGAUGUACUUAUUCUUUCAUGCUGAGUUAGGUUCAGGUUUGGCGAUUCUCAAUUCAUUAGCAGCUGGUUGAGUUUUCAUUUUUCAUCGGUACUACUUCAAUACCUAGACUAUGACUCGUGCUGAGGCUAGUAUGAAAGUCGAAUCAUUUUUAUCCACCAGAUAUAGGAUGUGGAAGUAAUGACUGAGGUUGUUUCUGUUAAUCAGUUGGAAAAAUAGCGUGGGAAGAAACGAGAAGAGGAAAUACCAUUGGGAGAAGGGUUAUAGACGAAAAAAGGAAUUAUGGACAAAAUUUUGGUUUAUCAAAUUGUAAUUCAAAGGGUGUUUUAUAAAUACGUUUUCAAAUUGCAACUUUGUGUUAAGUGCAGAUGAAACAACAAAAGCAAGCCAAUGCAAAUUCUUAGUUUUCCGUCGUUUUUCCGUUCUUCUUGACCAACACUACUGUUAUUUUAAUGAGCUGCUCUUUUUCGCUAAAUAGUAUACCACUUAAGCAUUUAAGAUAAGACAAUGAAGUCUGUUUGAAUUUUAUAUUCGUCAAGUUUUUUUGGUGAUCGGAUGCUUUGGUUCUAUGAUCAUUUUUGUCCCUCUACAGGUCAGUAUGUAUUUGUAGUUGGUUGUUGUGAUCUCAUGAAGUAUCUACAUGCUUACUCGCUUGUUGACAACUGUAAUUAAUGUCGUACCAUUUUAACUGUAUCUAAAUUGUUAUUUCAGGUUUGUGAUGUAAAGAAGAAUAUAGAGUCUUUUCGAGGGCAGAAUGUUUACCCAGCUGAGAAACAGAUGCUCAUUUACCAGGGAAAGAUUCUUGUAGAUGACACAACAUUGGAACAGAAUGGGGUUAUGGACUCAAGUUUCCUAGUCGUAAUGUUGAAUAAGGUAGAUUGAUCUUUCACCCUCGUCUAUUUCAGAAGUCAUUAUUAUUGGUUCAAUGUUUGAUUUAAAUACAUAGAAUAAGAAAAAAUACAUGAUUAAUUUUUCUGGUACAUCUCAGCUUAAUGCUUUCCUGGGGUCUGAAAUUUUCGAAGAAGAGAGCUAGUUGUAGAAUCAAGCUUAGGUCUUUGAAGUCUUUCAAUCAACGUGGAUAAUUUUUAUUUAUGAAACAAAGUUUAUAAUAUCAAUUAACGUGUUUGGUUGGGGGGCGCGUGUGUGUGUGGAGAAAAGACGGUGGAUUUCCUCUAACGUUUUAUCAAAAGUCAUGGGGUGGUAACUGGACUGGUUAUUGUGGUGUUCAGAAGGAGGGACCUGAUCUUGUAGCCUCAACUCUUGUUGCAAAUAGCUGAGAUUUCCUCAUUAAGUAUCUAGGUUUGCCAAUGACACAUGGACUAUUAACGUAUGAUUUAUCUUCCAAAAAGUGUAAGAAUGCUUUCCCCAUAUCAACCCUCUUCACUCAACCUUUCGGUUUCACAAGAAAAUAAACAUUCCGCUAAUGCUGCUUGUAGUAAGUCUUUAGAAAAGGUGCCCGGUAAAGAUGCUGUUAUUUUUACCGUCACCCAGGAGAUUUGAGGGAGAUUAUUUGUGUCCCCUCUCCUUGUCAUGUUGAAUCCUUUUCCCUUAUGCUUCUCAGUCCUUUUGGUUCUUUGCGUCUUUGUCCCAUGGUAAUCUAAUUGUUGGUUUCUCUGCUGUGCAUGCUACGGUGUUGGUUAUUGAUAUCAGUUUGAUAAUCUGUUGUUGGCUGCUUUAUUUUCUCACACCAAUAACUACUCUGAGAUGCUUUCAGGGUAGAACUUCUGAUGGGUCGUCAACAGCAACUCAGGUAUGCAACACUGCUCCUAUGCAUUUUGAAUGCUUAUUCUGUUUGUUUUAAAGUCCUCAUGGGGUCCUGGCCAUGACAUUGAAAGCUUAAAUUCGGUCACCCAUUCGGAUGCGUUUCAAUUAUGAAAGUCUUUCAAAGGAAGGGCAAUAACGUGAAACUAUCUCAUUAUUGAUACCCUUAUCUUUCUUUGUCUUUUGGUGAAAUCUAGGUAGGUGUCAUUAGUUUUGACCUACUUGAUUUGUUGUCAUGUUUCUGUUCUCAGAAUGAAGAUCUUCGUUAUUUAUUAGUUUAUGGAAAACUUGUUUGGUGAUUUCUUCUCUGUAAGUGUAAUGUAGGAAAGCCUUUCCCCAAAUCAUGAGUUUCUGGAAACCUAGUUAGCGAUGAUUAAUGGUGUGGUCCGAGCUGUGGUGGUGGGUGGUGGUGGUGGUUCAUUAUUUUCCAUGCUCCGCGAGAGAUAACGACGCACCCCCGGUCCUCAGGCCGAAGAGCGGCGGGGCGGCAUUGCCAGGCUGCCCAGUGAACCACCUGGGCAGCUCCCAGCGGCCGCGGUGGUCACUCCCGAGGAGCAGGAAGCUAUCAAUCGAGUAAAGUAGACUGAACCACCCUCUCUCUCUCUCUCCCUCUCUCUCGCUAGCUGUCGAACCUGGGCCUGCCACAUGGAGAGAGGAUCGAUCCUGCUCCUCUACCCCUUUCUGCACGCGCAUCGUUUUCAAACUUUAUUGCUAUUAUUAAUUUUCUGUAUGUGGGGUUUUAGCUCGAAGCCAUGGGCUUCGACCGGGCGCAGGUGACGCGGGUGUUCUUUGUCUGCAACAAGAACGAGGAGCUGGCAGCGAGCUAUCUCCUGGAUCACAGUCACGAGUUCAACUGA
Messenger RNA from Spirodela intermedia, 3659 nucleotides. NCBI's taxonomy places the organism in Eukaryota, Viridiplantae, Streptophyta, Magnoliopsida, Alismatales, Araceae. The record is from the annotation of a GenBank genome assembly.